AUGGAAAAAGGUAAACUGGAGCCCGAACUGGUGUUCCAUAAUAUUUCAAUCGAUGGUAUGUGCAAAGCUGGGAAGAUUAAUGAUGCCAAGGAACUAUUUUCUAGGUUUUUUGAAAAUGGUUCACAACAUGAUGUUUAUACAUAUGGUAGAAUAAUUAAAGGACUUUGCAAAGAAGGAUUACUAAAUGAAGCAUACAAGGUCUUUAGAGGAAUGGGAGAGCGUGGAUGUUUAUCAGAUGAUUACUGUAAUAAUGUAAUUAUUCAAGAGUUUCUUAAGCGCAAGCAUGUAGCAAGGGCAAGUCAAUUUCUUGAUGAAAUGGUUGGCAAGGGAUUCUCUGCAGAUGCCACGACCACCAGCACAUCUAUCGGACAAUGA
This is a messenger RNA of Hevea brasiliensis (rubber tree), 375 nucleotides long. RefSeq names its product pentatricopeptide repeat-containing protein At3g22470, mitochondrial-like. The coding region runs from base 1 to 375 and encodes 124 amino acids. The transcript has a single exon. Lineage: Eukaryota; Viridiplantae; Streptophyta; Magnoliopsida; Malpighiales; Euphorbiaceae. Gene Ontology annotation, molecular function: protein binding. The record is from RefSeq and is a predicted model, not a curated record.